UAAAAGGGAAGCCUGUAUCAGUCCGUGCUGUACGACUGUCAUCUAGUGUCCGCUUUGGGGUACUGCAGCACACAUGCCUCAUGGAAGGCGCGACACCGGUAGGGAAGGCCGAGGCCGGCGCCUCUGGUGAUCUCACGGCCGAGGAAGAAGAUGAUUUACCGGCGAGCUGCCUGGAUGUGAGCUCGGAGUUGUUUGACCCCCUGCUGGCCCUCUACUCCCCCCGCACGCCGCUGCCCUUCCCCGAUGUCCGCUGCUUUAACAACGUAGCCGAGUACGAGAGCUUCCUGCGAGGGGGCGGCCGUGGCAGGGGUCGGGCCAGGGCCCCGGGGGCUCGUAAGGCGUCCUCCCGAAAGGGACGGAAACCGGCACCGGACCCGGAGCGUGUGGAGCGGCUUAAAAAGUUGAUGUUGCCCGUGGAGGAGGGGACACAGCCGGUCAGACCUCGCAGGAACAGACGACCCCCGAAAAACGUGCUCACCCGCAUGCCCUUGCAUGAAGGCAGUCCUCUGGGAGAGUUGUAUCGCUGUGUACAGGACCGUCUGAAGGUCAAAGUACAUAUCCGCACAUUCAAGGGUCUGCGUGGCGUGUGCUCCGGAUUUAUCGUCGCCUUUGACAAAUGCUGGAACAUGGCAAUGGUGGAUGUGGAUGAGACGUACAGGAAGCCUGUCCUUGGCAAAGCAUAUUACAGUGAGCCCCAGCUAACUCUGACACGGCUGUUUGACCAGUUGAAGCUUCAGGAGUCAGGGCUACAAUCCUCUCCAGAAACACGAAGCACCGUAUCCAAGAGACUGGCGAGACCUACUCCACGUACAAGGGCACAACAUGGAGACUGCACAGACAGGGCACUCCCCAGUAAAGAUCCUAGGUUACGUGCCCAGCAGCCAGGCAAAAAUAUCACCAUAGAGGAUCAAACCAAAAAGGGAGUUUCUGGUGAUAAACCCAGACAGCGGACUAAGCACCCGAAAGAGAAGAUAGAUUAUCAGCAGGUGUACACACGCCACAUGAAUCAGGUUUUUAUACGUGGAGAAAGCAUCCUACUAGUGCAUGUUCCAGAAUGAAGCUUUGCUCAGUCUGCAAUACAAGAUGAAUACUACAGUUUGUUGGACUCAUCCUCAGGGACCUGUUGAGCAGUAAGAUGCUUGCAUAUAGAGAAGAGCACAGGUCACAUGCAGCAUCUUAUGAGAAAAUUACCUUUGCUAAAGGAAUCUUUGCCAAAAUCAUUGCUAUUCGUAUUCCUCAGUUUAUAAGAUGAUUUGCAAAUCAGUGUUGGUGAUUUUAUACUAUCUUAUGGUGGAGAUACAGCCCAUAGUAAAGCUGUUUUAAAAUAUGUCCUUGUCUACAGGAGUAUGCAGAGAAUUUAAAAGCACAGUAGACUGGCCUUUCACUUCCCCUGCUUACAAGCAGUGGCAACAGGUCUUGGCCGGGCAGCCAGCAUCAUUUAUUGAUGCAACCUGGGUGCAACUAACCCUUAGUGCUGCAGGGGAGCUCUGAAGUUUACAUAAUGUUCUUUCCACAAUUAUGUGUUAGAAUACACCUGCAUAUCAUCUUAUCAGUUGGGGAUACAAUUAAAAAAAACAAAGGAAGAAAGCUUGUUUUAAUUUGGAGCUAAUUGCAAUCCAGAUUACUCCAGUUGUAGCCAUAAAUGUAAUUGUUAAUAAUUAAAUAUCACUGUUCUUGUAUAAUAUAUAGUUUGUGUACACCGGCUCUCCUCGGGUAUUGGUUUCUGAUGAUCAUUCUUGCAGAAUGUAGUGUUUUUGUGCUAUGCAAUGUUGUACUACCUACAGGAACAGAAAAAUAUGCACGCAGAAUGCUAGCAAUACCAAAAUCAACAAAGCAGAUGAGAUAAAUAGUGUUCACUCUAGGCUGUUUUAGCAGGGCGCCGCGCCCUGCCCGUUUUUUAGCAGGCAAAACCCGCCCUGCCCCUUUUGCGGCGCCCUGCUAGAACAGCCGCCCGCUUCCUGCCCUCCCGGCGUGUAUAGAUGCCGUGCGCAUGCGCGCGGCAUCCAUUCACGCAUUGGGAGAGAGCUGGGGGAAGCCCAGCACCGACGGAGGUGCUGGGCACGCCCCCAACAGUGACGUCGCCGGCCACAGACGCUCUCUAUAGCAGCGUCUGUGGGCCGCACCGCCCCCUAAAAUGACGUAGGCGUGGCCACGCCCCCGUUUCGGCCGCGCGCACGCACAAAUGUGCCCCCGGAGUCCGGCGCCCUGCCCCUUUUCACUCCUAGAGUGAACACUAGAUAAAUGCAUUCUGUCUGAUGUGUAACUAAAAUCCCAGCAUGAAACAUUCCACAACUACCAAACAGACACAAGUUGCAUAUACAGGGAGUUCAAAACGCCCCUCCACAGUGACUGUAGUAUGGCAACACAAUUGUUUUUAAACAUUUUAUUUCAGUGAAAUAUAAGAGAAGUCCCUAUACUUGGUUGAAUAUUCAUCUAUUUUGGGAAGGCACUGGGGCAGCUGUGUGUGUGUGUGUGUGUAUAUGUAUGUGUGUAUGUAUGUAUAUAUACAUAUAUAUAUAUAUAUAUAUAUAAAAUACAUGCGCACACACCGUGCUGUAGACCUUGGCCCUGUGUUUGACACUUUUUCAUCCUAUGUUGGGAGGUUUAAGUUUACAGUACAAGUUACCUUAGCGGAGGGCGGGAGUAGAGGUAUAUCUUAUAGGAGAGUAAGAAUGUACAUUUUGCCUUAACUGUUCUGUAGGAUUACCCUCCUCUGUAUUCCAUAUUCUAUAAUGUUAAUGCCGGUGAAUAAAACUGGUGUGGUUUAGUUAUUACCACAAUAAAGUGCCCUUUAAUAGAA
Messenger RNA from Pseudophryne corroboree (corroboree frog), 2800 nucleotides. RefSeq names its product LSM11, U7 small nuclear RNA associated (gene LSM11). The transcript is spliced from 4 exons. Lineage: Eukaryota; Metazoa; Chordata; Amphibia; Anura; Myobatrachidae. Gene Ontology annotation, molecular function: U7 snRNA binding. Gene Ontology annotation, biological process: mRNA 3'-end processing by stem-loop binding and cleavage. Gene Ontology annotation, cellular component: U7 snRNP. Bases 81 to 1058 code for a protein of 325 amino acids. The record is from RefSeq and is a predicted model, not a curated record.